This is a messenger RNA of Pseudocercospora fijiensis CIRAD86, 195 nucleotides long. RefSeq lists its product as uncharacterized. The record is from RefSeq and is a predicted model, not a curated record. The coding region runs from base 1 to 195 and encodes 64 amino acids. The transcript is spliced from 3 exons. Lineage: Eukaryota; Fungi; Ascomycota; Dothideomycetes; Mycosphaerellales; Mycosphaerellaceae.
AUGAUGAGAUAUGGUGGGGAUGUGAAAGUUCGUCCUGUUGGGGGCGGGCUAUUUGUACCUCCUUCGCGGACGUACGUUUGUACCCGGCAUUUUCUGAGUCGGGAACACAAACGCAGGUUGGCGUUUGAGGUGAAUGAAAGGGGACUGGGACUGUUCGAGAAUCUACUCUGGCUAUUCGAGAAUCUACGCACCUAG